GACCAAUGAAAUUUAGAAACUGUAAACGUAGUUCAUUAUGGAUUAUACCAUAAUGUUAGACCGGUAUCCAGCUCUGUAUCCAGCUAGUAGUUUCUGAACUACACUGUGUUAUCGAGGCAAUGCUUAGCAUUUUGCAUUACAUUGCUUAUUAUUUGCUCGACUCGCACAAUGUCGGAUGGUGAAGAUGACUUUAUGUGCGAAGAAGAAGAAGACUAUGGACUGGAAUACUCCGAAGAUUCAAAUUCAGAACCAGAUGUAGAUUUAGAAAAUCAAUACUAUAAUAGUAAAGCAUUGAAGGAAGAUGAUCCAAAAGCAGCAUUACAGAGUUUUCAGAAAGUUUUGGAUUUGGAAGGAGGUGAUAAAGGAGAGUGGGGAUUCAAAGCUCUUAAACAAAUGAUCAAAAUCAAUUUCAAACUGUCAAAUUAUAAAGAAAUGAUGACAAGGUAUAAACAGUUGUUAACAUACAUCAAAAGCGCUGUCACAAGGAAUCACUCUGAAAAGUCCAUUAAUUCUAUCCUGGAUUAUAUCAGCACAUCAAAAAAUAUGGAACUUUUACAAGAUUUUUAUGAGACUACUUUGGAUGCUUUAAAAGACGCAAAAAACGACAGGUUGUGGUUCAAGACAAACACAAAACUUGGAAAAUUGUAUUUUGAUCGAUCUGAUUUUAACAAAUUGGCAAAAAUACUGAAGCAGCUUCAUCAAAGUUGUCAGACCGACGAUGGUGAGGAUGACUUGAAGAAAGGCACUCAAUUGUUGGAAAUCUAUGCACUCGAAAUUCAGAUGUAUACCGCUCAAAAAAAUAACAAAAAACUGAAAACACUCUAUGAACAAAGCCUUCACAUUAAGAGUGCCAUUCCUCACCCUCUUAUUAUGGGAGUUAUUAGAGAGUGUGGAGGCAAGAUGCACUUAAGGGAAGGGGAAUUUGAGAGAGCGCACACUGACUUUUUUGAAGCCUUUAAAAAUUAUGAUGAAUCUGGGUCGCCAAGACGUACCACAUGUUUAAAAUACCUAGUGCUGGCAAACAUGUUAAUGAAGUCUGGUAUAAAUCCAUUUGACUCUCAAGAGGCAAAACCAUACAAGAACGAUCCAGAAAUCCUAGCAAUGACAAAUUUAGUGGUUAGCUAUCAAAAUAAUGAUAUUAACCAGUUCGAAUCAAUUUUGAAGCAAAAUAGAAACAACAUAAUGGAUGAUCCAUUCAUCAGAGAACACAUCGAGGACCUUUUACGUAAUAUACGAACUCAGGUCCUGAUUAAGCUAAUAAAGCCGUAUACGAGAAUUCACAUCCCGUUCAUAAGUAAAGAAUUGAACAUCGACGCCUCCGAAGUCGAAAGCCUUUUGGUGUCUUGUAUUUUAGACAGUACCAUUCGUGGACGUAUAGAUCAGGUUAACCAAGUGCUCGAAUUAGAUAAAAAGUCGCUUUGUGCCGCGCGUUACAAUGCACUAGACAAAUGGACAAGUCAGCUGCAAUGCUUACACGUAGCAGUGGUGAACAAAAUGUUAUAAAUAAUAAGAAUCAGGAGGUUAUAAAUAAAACUUGAUUAACAUUAA
Molecule: messenger RNA, 1548 nt
Organism: Cephus cinctus (wheat stem sawfly)
Lineage: Eukaryota; Metazoa; Arthropoda; Insecta; Hymenoptera; Cephidae
Gene: alien
Product: COP9 signalosome complex subunit 2
Exons: 10
Coding region: 169-1503 (444 amino acids)
Biological process (GO): protein deneddylation
Cellular component (GO): COP9 signalosome
Source: RefSeq, a predicted model, not a curated record